Messenger RNA from Anguilla rostrata (American eel), 14762 nucleotides. Its product is annotated as dynein heavy chain domain-containing protein 1-like. Gene Ontology annotation, cellular component: inner dynein arm; sperm flagellum. Lineage: Eukaryota; Metazoa; Chordata; Actinopteri; Anguilliformes; Anguillidae. The transcript has 43 exons. Gene Ontology annotation, molecular function: minus-end-directed microtubule motor activity; dynein intermediate chain binding; ATP binding. The record is from RefSeq and is a predicted model, not a curated record. Gene Ontology annotation, biological process: flagellated sperm motility. The coding region runs from base 214 to 14106 and encodes 4630 amino acids.
GUAGCGUAGUUUGUGACCAUGGGAACUAUCCCAAACAGUUUGCGGACAAGUGCGAGAUCUUUUCGUCCGAGAUUUGAGUUGUACAGAAUAUUGGCACGGAGAGAGAUUCACCUCACGUUUCGGUCAAUGCGAACACGAAAGGAGAAGGCAUGGGCUUCUGUUCAACGUAAAAUUUAAAAAACUGAAUAAAAUUAAAGAAACAGGAGCACAGCGAUGUCCUCGCCCAAGAGGGAUGUCCGACACAGGUCCCCCACCGUCCCAGGAUGCACGGCGUGGCCAGGCCUUCCGGUCAAGUCCGGCGACCAUAGAAGUCCCGUAAGGUCUCCCAGGGUGAUGUCCCUGCCUCUGCUGGCCCCUGCGGAAUCGGGCGGGCGCCCCCCUCACGCUCGCCCCUCCCCGGCCUUCAUGCGGGGGCCCCGGCCCGGGCGUCCCCUCUCCCCCGCGAGGUUCUCGCCCGUCCUGCCUGCCCUGUCCACGGCCGAGCUCCCCCGCCUGGUGGCGGAGGUGGGCCCCGGGGUGGCCGCGGGGGACUGCCUGUGGACCGAGGGGCCCCGGCUGAUGGCCUCCGCUUUAGGGGUGCACAUCCCCCUCAGCCCCACACAGCUGUCCUGCGAAGAGGAGCCCGCGGUGGGGAGUGUUACAGAUGAAGACACACCCAUGGAACAAGAGGAGCCUGCAGCCAUUUUGAGAACAGUGAGGAAGACUGAGCUGAGACUGGAGCCGCUGACGGGCAUGGAGGUGGCGGACAUUUUCCUGAAGAAGAGGCUCUUGGGAAAGGCUCAGUUUGUUCAUCUGAAGGCCAUGGAAGGCAAUGGGGCUUUUAGACCCUACGACCUUCGUGCGGUCCCCCAAGACCAGGCCGGGCCGGAGCACUACAUCUUCUCCCCUUCCUCGGUGCUGCACGUACGGCACGGGACGGGCGGCGUGGGGUUCCAGACCCUGGGGGACUGGCACCGGGAGGCCCUGCAGUGGAACCUCCUCCAGGACCUCCCCUUCUUCAGAAACUUCCGGCUGCGCAGGGCUUUCACCUGGUGGCACGGGAAUGUGCGGCGGAACCUCCUCCGGAGAGCCCGGGACCUCCUGCAGGAGCAGCUGCUGAUCGCAGUUCCCCAGUUUAGGGAGGCCCUCCUGCAGGUGUCCAGGUUGAUUGAGGAGCUCAAGCAGGUUCACUGGCUCCCCCAGGAUGACUCCCGGUCUUACACACUUCAGGAGUUCCACAGCGCCCUCGUGUGGCAGAAUAAGGAAUCGCGGGCCCUGCUGGGGAAAUUUCUGCAGUACCGAUCGCUUAUACUGAACAUGGUGCGGGAGGACAGCUGCAGGACGCGUCAGGACCUCCAGGAGCAGGUGGAGCGGGCGGAGCAGGACCAGCCGGCCCGGCCCGGUCAGCCGCUCCACCUGCGGCGGGCCCACCGGCACCGCCUGCGCCGGGCCCUGCACCGGGCCGAGGGCGCCGCCAAGCGCCUCGCCAACGUGGCCGCCCUCGUCGAUCACAUGACCGUGCAGAGCCUGGCGACCGUCGCCCGCCGCGAGGUCACCGCCUUCCUCCGAAACGUGGUGACGAGGAGCCGGCUGGAGCAGGGUGGCCUCUUCCUGACGGAGCUGGUUUUCGGGACGGAGGGUCAGCUUGCCCCGGUCCCGCCCGUGCACCUGCUCCAGGAGGCCCUGCAGGGGGCGCUGUGCUCUGUGGCUGACUCUGUACUGCAGGUGAUUGACAGUAACUUGUCGUCCGGGUCGAAAGACUGGGUGGCAGAGGGCACCCCCCUCGCUGAUGCCCCUCAGGACCUGACCCCUGACCCCAGCCCGCCUGGUAAUAACGGGGUGUCUGGCACCACGGAGCCCUGGGGGGCGAAUGGUGCACUCAGGAAUGUGAUGCCCCGCCCUGUGUCCCCUGCCAAACUGGUGCUGCCUAACGCAGCUACCCCCAGGGUGGAGGGGCAGAGACUGCGGGGACACUGUUACCCCCUGUCCCGCCCGGCCCUGCUGUGGCAGCUCACUGCCAGCGUGGGGGAGCAGGAGGCCCAGGGAGAGCUGGCCCGGAUCACUCAGGAGGCCCAGCAGGAGGUGCAGCAGCUGUGCGACGGGUUCUCCUGGCUGGGGGAGGUCCAGCGGAGCUGCAGCCUGUGGAGCUCGGCCAGCCUGGAGGCCAUGAGGGGGUGGCCCUCCCAGCGCUACCGGGAGCACAUCCAGAGAGUGCAGGCCUGGGCUGGGAGACUGCGCUCCCUGCCUGCCUGCUUCACCACCUCCAACAGGCUCAUCACCGUACGCUGCUCCCACACACGGGAGGAAAUAGGUCCUCAGCUGGCCUCCAUGGAGGAGGAGGUGCUGACUCUCCUGCAGGAGGAGGUGCAGCAGCGCUCAGAGGCUUUGGUGUCCCAGCUGAAGACAGCAGCUGACUGGCUGAGGGCUGAACCGACUGAUUUGGACGGCUUUUCGCAAUACGCCAGCAGGGUGAAGCAGUGUGAGAGGCAGUGCGCUGACCUGCAGAGUCAGGGCCAGUACCUGCGGUCUCUCAGGGAGACCCUGCGUCUCAGCUCCAGGUCCACCAGGCCGGAUGCAGUGGUGCUGGAGGCCCAGGUGCAGGACGGCUGGAAUCAGUUCCUGCCGCUGCUGCAGCGAGCCGGGGAGGUUGUGAGGCAGCGCUCGCCUAAGAUGGCCGACGCCCUGGACCGGACCGUCUCCUCCCUGACCCAGGAGCUGCAGGGCCUGGUGUCCCGGGCCACCUCCGGCCCCUACGUGGACCCCACCCAGGAGAGCGCGGCCAUGGUGGCCCGACUGCAGACCAUACACGGCCAGUUCUGCGCAGUCGCUGCGCAGCUGGAGCAGAUGAAGGAGGCCAGCGGGGUCAUCAGCAAUGGGGAAAAGCCCCUGGACAUAUCCUUUGUGACAGAAGGGAGGCAGAAGUUGGAAGACCGCAAAGCAUUGUGGGAACUGCUGAGUGUGUCUGCUUCUUACAUUCAUGAGUGGAGACAGCUUCUUUUCAGCAAGUUUGUGGUACUCCGGGCCCAGGAGAAAGUGGACAGGUGGCUGCAGCAGGCUGUGUUAUUGGAGAGGACAGUCCCUCCGUGUGACAUGGUGCUCAAGCACGUCCUGCAGCUCCUGGAGGGCUUCAGGCAACAGCUCCCCCUGCUGGCCGAGCUCAGCAGCCCCACGCUCAGACGCAAACACUGGGGGAACAUCUUCAAAGGCAUGGAGUUGCUCUCUACGCCAGAGAGGGAUAUUACCGUUGCUGAUCUUCUGUCCACAAACCUGCUGCACCACCAGAACAUGAUAAUCAAGGUGUGCCAGGAGGCGAGGGCGGAGGCGGACGUGGAGAGAGCCUUCCUGGAACUCUCUGCAGCGGCGAAGAGGAGGAGAGCCUGCGCGUGGCUAACUUCCUCCUGGUCACGCCGCGGCGAAGAGGACAGCGCACCCAGCCUGGAGUGGGGGAACGAGGCGCGGGGAGGAUCUCGAUCGGUGGAGUUCAGACGGGAGGUGGAGCACUGGGUGCAGCAGCUGCAGGAGCUGGAGGAGCUUUUGGAUAUCUGGAAAAGGUACCAGCUGAAAUGGACCUACCUGAGCAAAAUGUUUCACGAGUUUGGAGUCAUUACUCAGAAACCAGAGCUGUACCAGCGGUUCCUCCCGGUGGAUGGCACGUACCGGGAGAUGAUCGAGACCGUGUCGAGGGACCCGCGGGUGCUGAACUUCGCCCAGCUGGGGCACGGGCAUCCGGGCCUGCGGGCGUUGCUGGCGGAGGGGCUCACCGCCAUGGAGGAGAUCUCCGCCGAGCUGCUGCACCUCCUGGAGGAGCCGCGCGGCCAGUUCCCCCGCCUCCGCUUCCUGAGCGACGGGGAGGUGACGGAGCUCCUCUCCCUUCACCCCGAGCCCUCCGGCUUGCUUCCACUGGUGCGCAAAUGCUUCCAGGGGGUGCAGGAGCUGGACGUGGCCUACGGAGUCCAGGAGAGCCCUGACGAGGAAGAAGACCUUCCCAGUGCCCAGCCGUGGGUGAGGGGUGUUUUUGGGGGCCUGGGGGAGAGGCUGCCCUUCCUCUGCCCCGUGGGGCCCAGCCUGGACCCCCUGGCCUGGCUGCGGCAGCUGGAGCAGCAGCUGCAUCGCGCCAUGGUGCAGCUCAUGGCGGAUUGUGCCGUCGCCCGGCAACGGUGUCGGGGGGAGCAGGGGGGCAAGCACCUGCACCGGGACCAGGUCCAGCGCCAGGAGGGUGACCAAAAAAUCAGGGACACCCUGUCGCUUGACCCUCAGCACCCCUGCGUUCCGUUAAACUCUUCAGCCCAGGAUGUCUUGAAGGACUCGAGGGAAGUCGACAGGUCCCCCUCCCUGUGGGACCUCAUCUCCGGCUUCCCCCUGCAGUGCCUCCUGGUGGCGGAAGAAGCGCUAUGGUGCGAGGAGGUCCGGCGGGCUUUCCGGAGUCCGGCGCCGGCCAAGCGGGCCCUGCUGAAGGCUCACUACGACGCCAAACUGCAGGGCCUGUGCCAGCUCGUUCGGGACGCGAGCGUGGGCCGCAGCGAGAGGUCGUCGGGGUCGCGGCGGGCGGCGGCCGCGUUGCGCGCCAUGACGCUUCUCUCCAUCAAGCACUCCCGGCAGCUCUCGGGCCUGGCGGCGCUCGAGUGUCAGCUGGAGUCCUCUUUCGAGUGGCAGCGCCUGAUGAAGUACCACCUGAGUGCGGAUGACCACGGCGGUCCGGGGUUAGGUUCGACUGUGGCGCCGGCAGACGGUGACUCCAGGGGGGUGUCCUGCUAUGUGGACGUCCUGAGCUCGCGUUUGCCGUACGGUUAUGAGCUCUUAAGCCCCGAAUGUUGGACGAUGGUUCACACCGCGUCCUCGGACCGAGCGGCUCUUGGGAUCAUCCUGGCCCUCGCCUGUUACAGGUGUGGCUUCGUCGGCGGGCCCAGCACGUCUGGGAAGACGGAGACGGCGGUGCACCUGGGGCAGGCCCUCGGUCGUCAUGUGGUCACCCUGCGCUGUUGCCCGGAGACGAGCGCCGCCGUCGUCCUGCAGAUGCUGACGGGCGCCCUGCAGACCGGCGCUUGGCUGCUGCUGGACUCCGCGGACUCCAUGUCCCAGGGUGCACUGUCUCUCCUGGGACAGCACCUCUCCGACAUCCACCACGGCUUCUCGUUUCUGCUGGGCCGUGACCAACAGCAACCAGGCAAGUGUGAGACAGAGCAUGAACAGACAGCAACAGCAAUGGCCCAGGACAGUAGCAAAGGUAGCACUGAACCUAUUGAGAUGCAGGUAACUUUGGGUGGGAAGACGGUUUCCGCCAAACUGGGCUAUGGCUGCGUUCUCCUCUCGUCGUCCAGGCGAGCGAUUGAGGUGCCGGAGAACCUUCGAAUCGCCACCAGACCCGUUUCCCUGCUCCAGCCUGACUACGGGGUCAUCGCCGAGGCCACGCUGGCCGCCUCGGGCUUCUCAGAGGCCGCAUCCAUGAGCCGUCGCUUGGUGUCGCUCCUCAGCCUGGCCAGAGAUUUGGCCUGCCUCCCAGAAUCCUCCUGCGCUGGUCCCACUUCCUGGCUGGUGCUCCUGACCCGAGUCCUAACCUUUGCUGGGAUACACCUGAACCAGAGCAUGAGAGUGGAGUGGGAAAAGGACAAGGUGCUGGAGGGGGACCAGGAGGCCCAAAGGCAGCUUCUCCGCCUGGUUCUGAGAGCUCCCGAGGGCUUGGGGGAUGGAGCCAAAGGCGCCCGCCCAGCCAAAUCCAGACGCGCCAACCAGUGCGUCAUCGUCCUGCAGGCCAUAGCCGAGGAGCAGGCCGUCAUCAAAGCCGUGGCGUUGGCGGUGGCGUCGGCCAUCGUUGACCCCGGGAAGGCCUGCCACUUCCACGCCAUCUUCGAGGAGAUGUUCCCCGGCGCCCGCUGCCCUCCGCGCCGCCUGCAGGGCAGAGAGGAGAAGCAGCAGGAGGCCCUGAAGGCGGCCGUGGUGGAGGAGCUGCAGGACGCCGGGCUCCAGCCCAGCCCCAGUGCGCUCUCCACCGCGCUGGCCCUGUACCGGGCCCUGAAGCUCUCGCGGGCCGUGGUUCUGCUGGGCCGGGCCGGGAGCGGGAAGACGACCUGCUACCGAGCCCUGGCCGGAGCUCUCCGGAGGCUGGCGGGCCGGGCGGCGGCGGAGGAGGACGGGCCCGGCGGAGGCCCCCCUGAGGCAGGCGAGGGCACGGGGACGGGGGCCCCCUCUCCAGCUCCCGCCUGGAGCUCUGUGGACACGGCGGUCGUCUUCCCCAACGCCCUGUCCACGGAGGAGCUCUGGGGCGGCUUCAGCGGGACGCGGGGCUGCUGGCGGGAUGGCGCCAUCACGAAGGCGCUGAGGGAGAGCCAGGAGCUCUCGAACACUAAGUCCCCGACCACCGAGUCCUCCAUCCCCCAUCCCCCCCAGAGGAGCAGGGGGCAGGGUGGGGGGCCACGCACGGCGAAGUGGCUGGUGCUGGACGGGGAGCCGCUGGGCCGGCCCGGCUGGCUGGACCCCCUCUGCAGCCUGUGCGAUCCCAAGGACCCCUUCCUGAGCCUCCCCACGGGGGAACAGCUGCGGCCGCCGCGGGAACGCGGGGAGCUGAAGGUGCUGGUGGAGGCGACGGGCCUGGAGGACGCGUCCCCGGCCGCGGUGGCGCGCUGCGGCCUGGUGCUCCACUCCGCGGAGGAGCUGUGGAGGGCCGUGUGGAGGGCCCAGCUGGAGGUCCUCGGCAGGGACCCCGGCCUGGACCCCCGGUGCCUCCGCGUGUGGAGCCGGCUGGCGGACGACCUGUUCGCCAAGACCCUCACCUUCCUGGGGGAGCGGAGGCUCGCCCCCAUACUGGAAGGGGGGGUCACGCAUGGGGUGCAGGAGGUCAUGUCCUUCAGCAGGGUCUUAUGUGCCCUGAAGGAGCAAUUUGGGAGCAACAGGCUGAAAGCUGCAUCGAAACACACUGACAGGGGAGAGGGCACCCCUGACACCUCCCAGAAAGCCCCCUCGGACCUUGCUACCACCUCAGCCCAGCAGGAGCUGCAGGCCAGGAAUGUUUUUGUGGUGGCCUACGUCUGGGGCUUUGGGGGCCACCUGCAUCCCAGACACUGGCCGCAUUUUGACGAGUUUGCCCGCGGUGCCCUGUAUGAGAGCCGCGACAGGGUGGCGCUGCCCGCGGAGGCCUCCGUGUUUGAGUACUUCGUGCACCUGAGUGACGGGCCUGUGGAAGCCCACGGCGGACCCCAGAACAGGAGUCUGCAGGUGUCCUGCAGCACCGUCCCCCAGUACGAGAGGUACGUGUUCUUACUGCGGCUGAUGCUGAAGGCCCGCCAGCCGGCUCUGCUGUUGGGGGAGCCGGGUUCGGGGAAGACCACCCUGUGCCAUUCUGCGCUGGGUCCCAAAGUGCCUCACCUGCGCCUCCCUGCCUGUGCUCUCCUGAGAGCAGCCCACCUGCGGGCUUUGCUGGAAGGCGUGGGCUGCCAGUCAGUGAGGUCAGACGCCAUGACGACCGUAACCAGGCAGCCUGGGCUGCUGCUCUUCCUGGAUGACCUGCAUGACGCCCCCUGUGAUGCUUAUGGGAAGGCGUCGAUGGCCCUGGAGACGCUGCGGCAGUGCAUGACCACAGGGGGCGUGCUCACCUCCUCCAGCCGUCACUUCCGGCUCUGCAGCUCCGGAGCGCUCAGCUUCCUGGCCUCCUGUGCCACGCCCGGGGAGGGGGGGUCCGGCUGCGGGGGCCUGUCCCCGCGCCUGUCCCGCCUCUUCUCUGUCCUGGCGCUGCCGGACCUGUCCGAGCCCCUGCUGUUCUCCAUCCACUCCCCCCGGCUGCAGCUCUGGCUCGGCGAGCUCCCCCUGGUGGCCGACAUGUGCGACUGCAUCCUCACCGCCACCCUGGAUCUGUACAGCGCCGUGCGCCAGGCGUUCCCGCCCCGCGCGGACAGGCCCCACUUCCUGUUCUCGCCGCACGAUCUGCGGAAGGUCUUCCAGGGGAUGUGCCUGUGGAGGCCCCCCUGGGGGGGAGGUGCCCCCCACCUCCGGGCCUCCCGCUCCUCCUCGGCCCUCGCCGUGGUCCGGCUCUGGGCACACGAGUGCCUGCGCACCUUUUGGGACCGGCUCUGCUCAGAGGAGGAGCGCGGGGAGGCGCUGGCGCUGCUGACCAAGGUGGCGCACAGGAACUUUGCCAGCAGGCUGGCCUCCGAGCCCAAAAUGGACGGCAAGGCGGGGGAGUCCGGCACUCCCAACCUGUCUGCGACCCGGGAUCCUGGAGAGGGAGAGGAGGAGGCGACGUCAUCGAGGGAGGAGUCCCCUGCCUCCUCCUUAGAGGAGGAGGAGGAGGAUGAAGACCACACAGAGACUGGGGAGCAGGGGAGCAGCUCCUUCGUCUCAGACAGCCUGAGUGAGCAGGACGCGCUGAGCGAGAUCCUCUCUGACGAGCCUGAGAUGGAGAGUGUAAACCACGGAGACACCGACACCCUGUCUGACACCUCAAGGACCCCUUCAACCGUGCAGCCCUCUCCCCGUAAAGCGGCCAGGCCCCGGAGUAAGCCGGACGGGAAGAGGAGCGGGAGGCUCGUCGUCCGGCUCCCACAAUGCACCAGUGCGGACCGAGCCGCGCAGGCAGAGCAGAGCCCGGCCGGCGCCAGAACGGCCGAGGAGCCGCUGCGCGACCUGGGGCCGUCCCUCCUGGACCCGGUCUUCGGUCCGGACCUCUCCGGGCCGCUCCACCUCCACGCUCGGCUCCGCAGCCUCAGACGCGACUCCGCCUACAGGGAGCAGGACGCGGAGGGGCUGGCGAAGCAGCUCGCCGCCGCGACGAGGCUUACAGAGGAAGAGGAGGGGGAGGAAGGGGACGCUGCCGGUUACGGGGUGCACGGGCAGGGGGUGCGCCAGCUGGCGCGCGUCCUCCGCGCCCUGCUCUUGCCCGGGGGGCACGGGGUCCUGCUCGGGGGGGCGAAGGGCACGGGGAGGAAGACCGCGGUGCGCCUGGCCGCCCGGCUGACGGGCUACCGGCUGCUGGAGGUGCAUUCUGGGAACGCGGCGGCCGCGUGGGACGCGCUCAAGGAGGCCGGCGCCCGCGCAGGGGUGCGGAGGGAGGGCCUGGUGCUGCUGGUGCACCAGAGCGCCAGCCAGGAGUUUAGGGAGGAGCUGCUGGUCGCCAUGGGCAACAGAACCUUCCCGACGCUCUACUCCUACAAGGAGUGGAAGAUCAGCAGCCUGGCCAAGGGCUCUCACAGACAUGAGGAAGACCACAGGACGGAGAGGUACUUUCGACAGGUCCCGUGGAAUGUGCACGUGUUCCUGCUGCUGCCCCUGGCCCCUGGUGGAGAGUGUCCUGGGGCGGGGGGGUUCUGGGCCAGAGCCCUGAGUCUCUGUAGCUGUGUGGAGGUCUACCAGCCCUGGACCACAGAGUCCCUCAUCGAUGUGGCCACUCACCACCUGAAGAGCUAUCUGCAGAUUCCCAACCUGAACCCCAAAGUAGAUGGGUCUUGCCUGGUGUUCAGUCUUUCCCAGGCCAUGGCUGGGAUUCACCAAUCAGCACGGAGAUACGCCUCUGUCCUAACUCCAGACCUGCAGCCCUUUGGUCCACAGACUUUCAUGGAGUUCCUGUCACACUUCCUGUUCCUUUGUGCGCACCUGUACGAUGAGGGGCGGAGUCAGGCCAACAGAAUGGCAGCCAUCUUAAGUCGAAUGAAGGAACUGACUGACCAGGCCGACCAGUACAGCCAGGAGGUGUCCAGCCUGAGGACAGAGUUCACUGAAGCCCAGCAGUGGCAGGCCCAGCUGCAGCGUGCUGUGGAGGCCAGCCAGGCGGUGUGUGAGCGCGCUCGGCAGCACUGCCUCCUGGAGGAGACGCAGCUGGCGCAGCUGGAGGAGCAGCUGCAGGAGGCGCGGCAGCUGUGCCAGGAUGCCUUGCAGCAGGUGAGCCCCCUGUACCAGGCGGCCCUGGAGGCCAUGCAGUCCCUCAGCCAAUCAGACCUGGAGGAGCUGCGGCGGUACAGGCGCCCGCCCGAGGGCGUGAUGGCGGUCAUGGACGUGGUCUGCGUGCUGUUCGGCCGCCCCUGCACCUGGGAGAGCUGUCAGCAGCUCCUGGGGAGGCCCAACUUCCUGCAAGAGCUGGAGUUCUACGACCGCUCGGCGCUGAGCGGGGAGCUGUUCGCGGCGCUGAGCGCGGCGGUGGCGCGGCCCGGGUUCGAGCCGGAGGCGGUGCGGGGCGUGAGCCGGGCGUGCGAGUCGCUGUGCCGCUGGGCGCGGGCGGUGCACCAGUACGCCCGCGCCCGCCGCAGCGUGGCGCCGCACGAGGCCCGGCGGGCGCGGCUGGAGGAGGCCGCCGCCCAGACCCGCGCGCGGCUCCGGGUGGCGCGGCUGCGGGAGGAGGAGGCGCGGGCGGGGCUGGAGGAGGUGGAGCGGCGGCUGGAGGCGGCCCGCCGCGAGGCGGAGGAGCUGGCCGCCCGGCUGCGCCGCGCCGAGACGCGGGAGAGGGACGCCGCCGCCGCCGUCCAGCAGGUGGCGCCACACAUCGCCGACUGGAGAGCUUCGGCACGGGACACAGAGAGGGGCAUCGGGACAGUCCCAGGGGACGCCCUAACGCUGGCCGCUGCCCUGGCGUACCUGGGUCCGUUUGGGCCCGACGUGCGCUCGGAGCUCCUGGGGAAGUGGCGCGAGCUGUGCCUGACGGGCCACGUCGAAACUGACCCCGAGGACCCCAGGACGGCACAGCUCUCCGCCCCGUCCCGCCCCGCUGCUCUGACCUCUCCCUACGUCCCCAUUCCCCUGGGAGAGGACCCGCAAGCGCUCGUGGGCCGGCUCGUGGGCGGGGUUAAGGGCGUGACUCAGGGCGUGGUCCAGGGCGUGGCUCCAGCGCUGUUGCUGAACCUGCUGCUGUGGGGCUGUAGGAACCGCGGGGCUCAACAUUGGCCCCUGCUGGCGGACGCGCAGCAGCGGGAGGGGAUGGCGGCCUCACUGUCGCUGGGCCAGUGCUCAGGGGGAAAGGGUCAGGCCCAGGGGGAGGAUGAGUAUGACCUGGUGGUCAGUGGCGAUGACCCCGCCCUGCUGGAUAAACUGAGAGAGGGGGCAGAGAAAGGUCUGACGGUGCUGGUGACUCACGUCGAGCGAGCGCGGCCGACCCCCGGAUUGCUGGGGUUGCUGGGGCGACGGGCCGGGCCCCCCCCCGCUGCCCGGCCGGGCUUCUCCCUCUCCCUCAGCACCUCCCUGCCCGUCGGGGCACUGCUCCGCGAGAUCCACCCCUUAAUCUUGGCCGAGGUGCGGGUGGUUGACCUCUCCUUGAGUGGAGCAGAGCUGCAGGAGUUAACGCUGGCCGAAAUGAUGCGGUCAAAGUGCCCCCAAAUAUGGUCGCAGGACUGCCAGUCGAGGGCAGAGAAACUGAUGCUUCUGGACCGACUGCGCCAGCAGGAGGCCUCUCUGAUGGAGUACGUCCUGCAGUCCUCCGCCCCUCUCCUGGAGGACCCCCGGUUCCUCCCGCGGGUGUCGGCCUGCCAGGCGGCCGCCUCCGGCCUGCGGGCGGAGCUGCUGGAGCUGGACCAGGAGCUGGAGCGGCAGCGCCCUCUGCUGGUGCGUCUCCGCGGGGAGGCGGAGCCUCUCGCGGCCUUCUACGGGGCGCUGCAGGACGUGUCCCGCCUCUCCCCGCUCUACCGCUUCCCCCUGCCCCGCUACCUGCUCGCCCUCCGGGAGGCCCUGGCUCUGCGGGAGGCGCCGGAUCUGACGUUCGGAGGGGAGGAGGGGGCGGGGCCGGGGACGGGCGCGGUUUCGGCGGACGUCCUGGUGGCCCACCUCACGGCGCGCUACCGGCCGUGCCUGUUCCAGGGCCACGCUGGCGUGCUGUGGCUGCUGGUUGCCGUGGCGAUGUCCCACCGCGGCGAAGCCCGCUCCGAGGCCGAGAGGGCGGCCUUCCUGCGGGGGCUGGGGGACGAGGACUUUCCUGGCUCCGCCCAGCCCACCCAAGCCCCUCCCACGCCACCGACGCAGCUCCCCGAUUGGAUCCCCCCCGCCAUUCAGGCGGAGGUCCUCCGCUUGGAGAGCCUGCCCUCCUUCGGGGGCCUGGUCUCCUCCCUCACCUCCUGCCCCGAACAGUGGGCGGAGUACCUGCGCUACCCCUCCUCCACCGUGAUCGGUCCCGUCCCGUGCCCCUCCCACUCCCACCUCUCCGUCCUGCAGCGUGCUCUGCUGUGGAAGACGCUGCUCCCUCAUUGGCUGGCCGCCGUGGCGAACGACUUGGCGGCCUGCCAGCUGGGGAAACCCUUUCAGUCGCCGUUGGCCAGCGGCCCGCACCCUGGUACCCCCGAGGCCCUGUCCCAAAUUUUAGACGAAACUGAGGGACCCGUCGUUCUCGUCCUCCCCGGUCCCAGCGAACCAGGACCACCGCCAGUUCACCCUCUGCACUGGGUAGAACAGGCUGCCCAGGGCCUGGCGGAGGACAGAAGGGUGAAGAGGGUGCAGGUGAUUUCCUUUGGGGCCGAGUGUCAGAGGGAGGUGGUGCUUAAGGCACUGGACUUGGCUGCGCAGGAAGGCCAUUGGCUGGUUUUCAAUAACUGUCAUCUGUUGGACCAAUGGGAUGAGGAGGUGGUGUGUCGGGUGACUCAGCUACUGUCGUGCACAGACGGAGGUCACGUGACCGAUGUGGAGAUGGGGGCGGGGCCUGCUGAAGGUGGGCCAUUUGGGCAGACGCAGACGCACCCCCGCUUCAGGCUGUGGUUCAUCACCCGGGGAGACGCACCCCUGUCUAUCCCAGCGGCGGUCCGAUCGUCCGCGCUCCGUCUGGCCUGCGAUUCCCCCUGGGACCUGAAGGAGGCGCUCCGCUGUUCUCUGCGCCAGGCGGCGGCGGCCGUGACCGACCCGGUGGAGGCGGGACCAGUCCUGCGCUGCGCCGUCCUGCACGCUGUCCUGCUGCAGAGGCGUACCUACGGGCGCCUGGGACAGGGGCGAGUGUACUGCUGGACCCGCGAGGACCUGCAGGCACUGCUGGAGGCUCAGGUUCGGACCGCCAGGCACUGCAGUGACCCGGUGGGGGCGCUGGAGUACUUAGCAGGCUCCCUGGUGUACGGCGGUCACGUGGAGGACCCCGCAGAUUUGGAGGCGGUGACGGGCGUGGCCAGGGCCUGCCUCAGGCCGCCCCCUCCGCUUUGGGGGCGGGGCUCACACACCCUCUCAGCGCUGGUUGCCCGCGGACGUUUCGGGCGGAGGGGCCUCCUGCAGGAGGUGGAGCAGCGCCUCCAGGCCUCCUCUCCCAGCACGGACCCCCUGCUGCUGGGCCUGAGCGCCGGGCUGGCCGAGGAGCUCCUGAGGAUGCAGAGUCACACGCUGCACCUCCUCCUGAGGGACUCCCAAACCGCCGGGGUCCAGCCCCGCCCCCCUGCGCUCCCUCCGCUCACACACAGCGCCCGGGACAGGCUGCGGGCGCUGAGGGACACGCUGGAGAGGGCCGGGGGCCGCAGGGUCACGCCCCAAACCCCGCUGGGCCUCUUCCUGCAGCAGGAGUGGGACGGUCUGGUCCGGUCAGCGGCCUCCCUGCACGGAACCCUCGCUCAGACUGACGGAAACCGCGCCCCCCGCCCCACGCUCCGCGCCCCCCACGCCACGCUCCACGCCCUGUCCCGCCUGGAGGCCCGGGCGGAGCUGCUGGGGGCGUACCUGCGGAAGGAGUCCCCCGAAACCCCGCCCUUCGCCUACCGGCUCUCGGCGUUCCGCGGCCCCCGCGGCUUCCUGGCGGCCGUGCUCCGGGAGGCGGCCUGCGCCGAAAAAAAGGGGGACCCCUCCCGCCUCUCCCUCCACUUCCAGGUGCUGAGCGCUGGGACUGUGCCUUCCUCCGCACCCCCGAGCGGGGCGUACCUGUGCGGGCUGGAGCUGCGGGGGGCGCUGUGGGACACCAGGCUGAGCGCCCUGCAGGACACCCUGUCCCCCAAACCCUGCCCCAUGCCCCUCGUUUGGGUGAGAGCCCGGACCGGGCCUCCGGACACCCCCGGGGGCGCCUCCUCCUCCCUGCCCCUCUACCACUGCCCCCUCUACCUGGACGGGCAGUUUGGGGAGGGGGACAUCGUCGCCCGCGUCCCACUGGCGGCCAAGCUGGAUCCUGUGCUGUGCACACUGAGACCGGUGAGGCUGGUCAGCACUCUGCAAGAGAGGCCACACCCACUCUGCACUUCAGGCCACGCCUACUCAGCACUUUAGGCCACGCCCGCUCCACACUUUGGUAAUGAGAUGAGAUCCACUUCCUUGCGUCUAGGGCUCCCACACCACAGACGCAAGGACUGCAAGUCCUUUCAACGGCCCAUAAAAAUAUUUGGGAACAGACUACUUAGGCAGUGUAAAAUAGUCUCAGUAUCCGAAAAAAAAUUUUGUCCGAGGAUCAGCUCUGUCAUACCCCAACCAUUUAGAGCAGAAUGAUGUAGAAUCAGUUUUUAAGAGCAAUAUUUAUGUGAAAAUGGUCAUGAAGCUUCUUAGGUUUGCAAGCCAAAACAUAUAAAAGGACUACAAGCACCUUAGAGUACAUUUUGUCCCCUUAUUAUUUUCCUUAACUUUAUUUUUUUCUAAAUGUGAGGAUGAGAAAUGUUUUAUGUAUGGGAACACUGUGCAUUACUGAAGAAAAUAUGGAGCCAGCUGAAUCAUAUCUGAUGUCAAUGACUCUAGUAACAUCACUACUUGCCAACAGACUAAGUGAAGGAAAAAAAAUAUUUUGUACAUUUAGUAGAUCAUUUACAGCAAAAUGAUUAAUAUACACCUUUAUGUACUUUCAAUAAGAAUCUUUUAUUUAAAAGCUUUUUGAAAAAUCACAUUACCACCAAUGAUAUUAAUAACAAAUAAAGAGUGUGAAAAUAGUUCCUGCA